AUGGAGUUUUUCCAGAAAGCAAAAGUUAUUCGUAUGCAUAACAGCCACAACAAGUAUCUAACUGCAGAAGACGACGAAGAAUCAGUGACUCAAGACCGAAACGGUUCUUCCAAAAACGCUCGUUGGUUCGUCGAACCGGUUCGCGGUUCCUUUCACGUAAUCCGUCUUAAAAGCUGUUACGGUAAAUACCUAACCGCUUCCAACGAACCGUUCUUACUCGGAGCCACGGGGAAGAAAGUGAUCCAGUUAAAACAGAGCCGACUCGACUCGUCUGUUGAAUGGGAACCUGUAAGAGAAGGAUCUAAAAUUAAGCUUAGGACACGUGACGGUCGCUAUCUCCGAGCUAACGGUGGUCUUCCUCCGUGGAGAAACUCUGUUACUCACGACAAUCCUCAUUUGUUGGCUACUCUGGAUAUGAUCUCUUGGGAAGUUGAUGUUGUCGAGAUCUUAAUCGAUCCCACGGCGGAUUCACCGGAGCCGAAGACUCCUCCGCCGCAUAGAAGACCGUCGAAUUCUUCGUUGUCGGUUUCUCAUUCCAGGACUCCGUCUUCUUCUUCUCUUUCAGACAGAUCUGAUCUAGAUUCGUCAGUUGAGUCUCCACCGAAAUCUGAUGGGAGGACGAUAUAUUACCGUGUUGCUGACGAAGAGGGACACGUGGAGGACGAAUCGACCGUUGAAUAUGCUUUCACGUUUAAAGGAAACAGUGUGGCGGAAUUGAUACAGACACUGCGUGAAGAAACUUGUUUGGAGGAUGCUGUGGUCUGCACUCGCAGUCCUUUAAACGGCAAGCUGUUUCCUCUUCGUUUGCAGCUUCCUCCUAAUAAUGGAACACUGCAUGUCGUUUUACUACCUUCAAGCGCAAGCCACUAG
Messenger RNA from Arabis nemorensis, 870 nucleotides. The record is from the annotation of a GenBank genome assembly. Lineage: Eukaryota; Viridiplantae; Streptophyta; Magnoliopsida; Brassicales; Brassicaceae.